Messenger RNA from Galleria mellonella (greater wax moth), 3648 nucleotides. RefSeq names its product serine/threonine-protein kinase pelle (gene pll). Bases 103 to 1575 code for a protein of 490 amino acids. NCBI's taxonomy places the organism in Eukaryota, Metazoa, Arthropoda, Insecta, Lepidoptera, Pyralidae. The record is from RefSeq and is a predicted model, not a curated record. The transcript is spliced from 10 exons. Gene Ontology annotation, molecular function: protein binding; protein kinase activity; ATP binding. Gene Ontology annotation, biological process: protein phosphorylation; signal transduction.
CCACCAUGUAGUUAAUUAGGUAAUUUAUAAAUCUAUUUCAUCAAAUGUCAUUACUCCUGUUUGUGUUUUGAACUUUUUACUAUAAGGAAAACUUAGAAAAAAAUGUAUAUCUACGAUUUACCGUAUGAUGUUAAUAAGAAAUUGUGCAGAUUGUUGGACAAUGAUGACGACUGGAAAGAAUUGGCUGGUGUACACAUGAAAUACACAGCUUUUGAAGUAAACGAAAUAGAGCAGUCGGCGCGCCGGCUGGCUUCCUCGCCUACCGCUUUAUUAUUGACCCGUUGGGGCCAACUGAACCAUCGAGUGGAAGAGUUGUACAUAUUAUUAUAUCAUAUGAAACACGUGCCCGCGAUGCAGUCGCUCACGCCAGCAGUGGACGCGAGAUAUCAAACUCUUUUGAGGAAGCUGAUUACAAAGAACGGUAUAGGAGGGAAGGACAGCACAGCGUUUGUUGACGAUGCGAAAAAACAGAAAUUGAAAACAGAUGAGUCAUCAAUACCACUGCCAGUUUUUGAAAAGGGUAUUCAUGUCAACCAAGCACCGCCGACAUCAAGCAAUGGAUUGAAUGGCAACUCACCUACUGAUGACUCAACCAGCGAUCUAAGUAAGACAGUAUCCUCGACGCAAGAUGACAGGGCCAAUGACGUGAAGGAUGAAAUUAUGCGAAACGUGCUCACGAUACCGAUGCUUAAGUACGACGACUUGAAGGCGGCAACCGACAACUGGAGUGACGCCAACUUGCUAGGACGCGGUGGAUUUGGACAAGUAUUUAAAGGUGUGUGGCUGAACUCGUUGGUGGCAAUCAAACGUCUCCGCGACACAGACGCCCGGAACCGCGAAUUGAUACGAGAGCUGUGUCUCAACCAAUACCGCCAUGAUAACAUAUUACCUCUCUACGGUUAUAGUUUUGGAGGCGCGGAAGCUUGCUUGGUCUACCAAUUCAUGGCGUGUGGCUCUCUAGAACAGAAAUUGCGUUCCAAAUCACACUAUCCACCUCUCACAUGGUCGCAACGGUACAGGAUAGCACAUGGGGUUGCCAGAGGUUUGCAAUAUUUACACACGAUGACCGGCACGCCGCUGAUACACGGCGACAUCAAGCCGGCGAACAUACUGCUGGACCAGUGCCUCAUGCCGAAGAUAGGAGACUUCGGCCUGGCCAGGAAAGGGCCCUACGGUGAGGAGAGGACACAUCUGAAAGUGUCUAGAGUUCACGGGACACGUCCGUACCUGCCGGACGAGUACCUCCGCUCGCGGUGCCUGUCGCCCGCGGUGGACGUGUUCAGCUACGGCGUGGUGAUGGUGGAGAUUGCCAGCUGCUUGCCGCCCAUCGACCGCAACCGGCCUGUGCCGCUGCUCAGCGACUGGAUACAGCAGCAGGCCAGGGACGGACUCGACUUUGCGUCUCUAGAAGACCGUCUACUACAAGGCACGCCGCACUCGAACCCGGGACUAUGCCGCGAAUUUGUGGCCAUCGGCGUCCACUGCACCAAGUACUCCCGCGGCGAUCGCCCCACCAUGCUCGAGGUCUACAAACGGCUGGAUAACUUGGAAUUCCCUGGAAAACACUACAUGUAGCAUACGACUGCCCAAACAGUUAGAGUAGGGGGAAAGGGAUUGGUGGUAAUGGGGAUUAACGGCCCCAUUGCUAGCAAUAUACUCUCUAUCAAGUUGACCUCCACGCGGUUCCCCCUGGAAACUAUCAUGGUUAAUUCUUUACGUAUUCACCACGAUGGGCGAACUGACCUGUUUCCUUAUCUAUCAUCCCUCACUGGUACUCCGCCAGUGUAUACCGAUAGCGCAGGUAGGGUUACCAUUUCAAUAUCAUCCAUUACAACAUGUUAGAGUAAAUUGCUAGCAAAAGGCCUGUUAGACUACAUCAUAUUAUCAUCACCAUAUCAGCCUUUAAUUGUCUGUUGAACAUAAGCCUUCACCUUUUGGGGGUUUGGCCAGUAGUUGCCACACUUGGCAAGCGGGUUGGCAACUGUAGCUAGGCCUUGGAGUUAUUUUAAAAGGAAUGCUGCUUGACCAUCCCUGGACAAUUAAAUUCCCUUAGUCGCUUCUUACGACACCAAUUGGAAAGGAAGGGAUGAACCGGGCUCACACGUCGAAUUAUGUAUUUAUAUAGAAAUUAGAUUAUUUCUAAAAACAUGUUGUAUAUAUACCUAUUUUGUUACGUAUAUUUUGUUGUGAAUGGUAGGUUUAGUAUAACUUCCCUACCUUACUUGCGUCUUCCAUAUUCAUAUUAACAACUUGAAUGUCUAGUUGUGAUAUUGCUAAUAUAAACCAAGCUAAAAUGUAUUUAUUAUACUAGUUACUUUAUAAUACAUCAAUUAUAGUAAAUAACUAUAUCCUGUUAUUAAAUACAGGUCAUAGCAGUGAACCACUGUUUUGUCCAAUAGGACAAAACUACGUAUAGAGUUGUGGCCGUUUUGUGUUACUGUGAUACACACACAUAUAAUAACUCUUGUUUUAGAAACUAUGAUUUGCUUUUUUUUCUUUGUAAGAUUUCAUAUAUGUGUGACAGGCGCUUACAAAUAUACUUAUAUUGUUAUUUUUACAUAUUCAUAGUCAUAGACUGGCCAUAGCAACCCUAGUAAUAGCAGGUUGGUGAGUGCGAAAAGAAAAAUUAUGUAUAUGUUAAUCAUUAACAAAACUGCAAUAUCUAAAAUGCUCACUUAAUUUAUGUAGUUGACGGAUUAUGUAUUUGUAAAGGCCUACCUCUGUUUAUUGUAUCAUUUAGUAAAGAGUAUAAUAAAUCAUCAGAAUAAAGCCGCAGGCAAAAGCUAGUCAUCGAUAUUGCUAUUAGUAUUUUAUUUGUUUAAAGUUAUUAUUUACUUAACUAAAAAUUCGCCUUAUUGCAAUAAUUAUAUAUAGACAAAUAGAAUGUAAAGUCAACAGUAUAACUGACUUAUCAUACAACUAUUUGUUUGCUCAUUAUAUAUCUUGCUUUGCCUAUUUUUAUAAGCCAAAAUAAUUUGUCUAAAGCAAAUGCCAUUUCCUAAUACUUUUGAGUGAAGGAAAUAAAUAAUAAUAGGUAAUAUGUAAGAACUCUUUAUUGUUAACUAUCAAUAAUAUACAAGCAAUGUUAAAUACAAAAAUAUUACAACACAAACAAUGGGCAAAGCUGUUGAAAAAUAAAUUUUGACAUCUUUAUGGGCAAAAUACUUGAAUCAGGACUAGAAGUUUCGAAAUUAAAUACAAAGUAGAAUAUAUGUAAUUUGUGUUAAGAAUUUGUCUAAUAAAAUAUUGUUAAAGGCACGUGAAACCUUAAACCAUGUCAAAGGUAUUCAAUUACAUCGAAGCAGCGUAGAAACUCAACUCCAGAGGACGUUACCGUUACGUAAAUUGUAAUUGGAUUGGUAAAAAGGUCAGAGGCUGUUGCAGUCCUUUUUUGUUUCUGCUCAGUAAAGGUUUGAAGAUGUAAAAAAUGGAAUUGUACUCUUGGGUGGAUUGGUGCUUAUUUUAUGUAAAACAUUUACUAAAACGACUGAACUAGUAUAUAGAACGAUCUAUAUCGUCAUAGUCAUAGAAUACUGACGGAUCUUUAUAUGUAAUAUUUGUCAGAUCCGUCAGUAUUUUACGACUAUGACGAGUUUAUGAUGUAUUGUAAGAAUGUUUUAUUAAUAAAUGAAUAUAAUAUUUUUUUAA